GGCGGAGUUUGUCGGAAUACGGGUGGGGGAGCAUGACGUGUGCCGCAGCGCCGGUGAGUGCGGGAGAGAGUCAGUAGUGCGCUGGUGUUUAUGGGAAACUGCUGAACUGUAGAUCUGUGUUAUGGACAGGACUAGCGCAGUGUGACGGGAUGUCGAGUCACACGCUGCUGCUUCUGUAUGGGAGUCAGACGGGCACGGCCCAAGACACGGCCGAAAGAAUCGGACGUCAGGCACAGAGGAGGAGGAUCGCAGUCCGAGUGCAAGCUCUGGACACGUACAAUGUGGCGAAUCUGAUAUCGGAGGCUCUUGUGGUGUUUGUUUGCUCCACCACGGGGCAAGGUGACCCUCCAGACAACAUGAAGAACUUCUGGAGGUUUCUGUUCAGGAAGUCAUUACCCUCGGGAUCUCUGUGUCGCCUGGACUACGCAGUGCUCGGCCUUGGUGACUCAUCGUAUCCCAAGUUCAACUUUGUGGCUAAGAAGCUGUAUAAGCGUCUGCUGCAGCUUGGUGCUAAUGCGCUACUUCCUGUUGGCCUGGCGGACGAUCAGCAUGAUCUGGGGCCGGAUGGAGUGAUUGAUCCCUGGUUAAAUUUGUUCUGGCAGAAGGCUCUGGCUCUUUAUCCUCCUCCGGCUGACUUAAGCCCCUUUCGCGACGAAGAUCCACUUCCUCCUCGUUAUGUUUUCCACUUCCUGGAUGAUGCUACGGAGAAGCCACUUGUGAAGCCCAUGCUAGCAGAUGGCCAGACCCCGCCCUCUUCAGCCCGCCCCUUCCCAGCACGAAUGGUGUCCAAUCAGAGAGUAACAGCCUCCGGUCAUUUCCAGGAUGUGAGGCACAUCGAGUUCGACAUCGCAGGCUCAAACAUCCAGUACAGAGCAGGCGAUGUGGUGAUGAUGAGGCCGUGUAAUUCCCCAGAAGACGUGGAGCAAUUUUGCCAGCUACUGAGACUCAACCCUGACAGUUGCUUUGUGCUCACGCCCACAGAUAACAACACAGCUCCUGUCCCUGUGCGUCUCCCUCAGCCGUGCUCCAUCAGGUUCCUGGUGCAGGAGUUUUUGGACAUCGCCGCAGUGCCACGCCGCUCUUUCUUUGAGCUGCUCGCCACAUUCACCACUAACGAACUGGAGCGAGAGAAACUGGCUGAGUUCAGCUCAGCGCAGGGUCAAAACGAGCUGCACACUUACUGCAGCAGACCACGACGUACAGCUCUGGAGGUCCUUGCAGACUUCCCUCAUACAACAGCUGAGCUGAAUGUGAACUAUCUGCUUGAUUUAUUUCCUGAAAUCCAGCCACGCUCGUUCUCCAUAGCAUCCUCUCUCCUGGCACAUCCUGAUCGAAUCCAGAUCUUGGUAGCAGUGGUGAAGUAUAAAACCAGACUUCACAAGCCACGUAAAGGCCUUUGCUCCUCCUGGCUGGCAUCUCUGGCCUCCUCUCAUGGUGAAGCUUGUGUGCCCUUAUGGGUGAAGAAGGGUGGCCUGAAGUUCCCUCAGGACCAUAACAGCCCUGUGAUAAUGGUAGGACCUGGAACAGGAGUUGCUCCAUUCCGAGCUGCCAUACAGGAGAGAAUAGCUGAGGGGAAAACAGCUAACGUCCUGUUCUUCGGCUGCCGCUCUGAGUCCAAAGACUUCUACUGUCGCGAAGAAUGGGAGCAGAAAAUCCAGGCAGGUCACAUGACCCUGUUCACGGCCUUCUCCAGAGACCAGGAGGAUAAAGUGUACGUUCAGCACAGAGUAAAGGAACAAGCCAAACUGCUGUGGGACCUGAUUGUGAACAAGAACGCUUUCUUCUACAUAGCAGGAAACGCCAAGCAGAUGCCCACAGCAGUGUGUGACGCACUGAAGGAGGUUUUUCAGCAGGAGGGAGGUGUGACAGAGAGCCAAGCUCAGGAAAUGCUGGAUUCCAUGGAGAAAACCGGCCGCUUCCAGAGUGAAACCUGGUCCUGAUCAGCGCACGUGUCCGUACAUCUUCUAUUCAGGGCCAACAUGUACAACACUACAAACCAUGAAAAAGAGUCAGGCUUGUCAGUGUUUUAUUGCAGGUGCAGUUUACCUCCUAGGCAGCAGAGGUCUUCAGCUAUUCAAUUCCUGUAACGAAUAUACUCGUUCUUCUAUUAGAAUAUUUAAUGAAAAGUGAAACAAUUUCACAAUGCCUCCUUGAAAUGACCCUAAAUAGCAAUUUUUUUUUUGUGUGUGAGUGUGUAAAACCUUCAAUUCUACCAUCUACACAAUUCUUUGGACUCUAAUAUGUAUUUUUUUUAGUAUUGCUGAUCCAGAAGUAGACAAUGAAAGGACCAAGUUAUGCAAAAUAAGUUGCACUAUUCUGAUGUAACUACACUGAUGUAUGUUAUGAAUAAACCCAAGACUGAAAUGAAAA
Molecule: messenger RNA, 2370 nt
Organism: Pangasianodon hypophthalmus (striped catfish)
Lineage: Eukaryota; Metazoa; Chordata; Actinopteri; Siluriformes; Pangasiidae
Gene: ndor1
Product: NADPH dependent diflavin oxidoreductase 1
Exons: 15
Coding region: 150-1940 (596 amino acids)
Cellular component (GO): cytosol
Molecular function (GO): FMN binding; flavin adenine dinucleotide binding; NADPH-hemoprotein reductase activity
Source: RefSeq, a predicted model, not a curated record